Cooperia oncophora is the source of this 156-nucleotide messenger RNA. NCBI's taxonomy places the organism in Eukaryota, Metazoa, Nematoda, Chromadorea, Rhabditida, Trichostrongylidae. The record is from the annotation of a GenBank genome assembly.
AUGGCGGUGGACAAUGGAAUUCCACUAAUCACUGAUAUUAAAUGCGCCAAGCUGUUCAUUGACGCGUUACAUACGGUUGGCCGUCGUCCGCCAGUGAACUCCCAGAUUGACUGCGUGGCCCAGUCGCAACCUAAAACGCCUUCCAGGAUUGAUUGA